GGAGUACUUGCCGAAAUCGUUAUUCGCAAACAACACAAUGUCAAUCAUUAUCCUGGACGUAUCGCCGUCGAUGGCAGAUCGGCGCUGCUCAUGAGCUUUUGACCGUCAAUAAUGCAACAAUCUCGUCAAUCAAAGCGGCCGACGCCUGGCCGGCAGCAUCGACACAGAUGCAGAGGAUCUUGAUCGAGAUUCGUCGAGUAGAAGGCACGAAUUUUCCACGAUAAAUACGGUUCACACCCCGUGUAGCCUCGAAUAUGGCUCGCGAGCCAUCAUCACCUUCAAGGCCUUGCUCGGUCGUCCUCCACAAUGAUCGAGUCUCCUCAUGUGAAGUGCUUUGCGGCACCGCACUGAUGCAAGUCGGAGAGUUGGCUCAUCUCUCUGUCGCCGGGAUCAAGACAAUUUUGAUUGUGCCUACCGGCCGAGCAGAGAACUCCGAUGAGGUUUCUUUGCACGUGAAUGUUGCGGAACGAUACGGUUUCGGCAAUCGCGUUCGUGGCACGAUACAAUUAGUGACAGAUGCAGAUGAUGCGACAGCUACCCAUGUCGAAUUGCUCUUCCGAGAUCAGCAUCUCACUCGCGCAGAUAUGUGGCAAUUGAUGGGAUGCCUCACACGAACGGUCAUCUAUCGCGGCCAGACUGUCAAUCCUCUUGGAACGGGCAGUGCUGAGGUCAUUCAUAUCUAUCACAAGGGACAAGAAGUCGAUUCUGCCUACGUCUCACAUCCACAAACAAAGCCGAUCUUUCGAAGCGGAAGUGCGCGAUUCACUCUGCUCAUUGAAGUUUCUAAGGAAAUGCUUGAAAAUUGGAGCAACGGAGAAUUGAUGCAUGAGAGGCUCGUCAACGGCUUUCUCGACGAGCUUUUCGGUCGCUGGCAGCAUUUCAAGGUCAAGCAUCAAAUAUCUAUAGUUUUGUUUGGACGUACAGUCAAAGACCCCAAAGAUCCGCUCCGGAGUGAAUCCGCCGAGGACUCUUCCAGCGAUUUCUACCAUGUUUUAAUUUCAGAAACUUCGAGCGAUUCGUGGAGGAAAAUCGCACGCAAGCUUCGCCGAGCCUUCCAUAGAGACAGUUUCCCACAAUCCCUUUCUCUUGCUGCGGAGAGCAAUAUGCUCGAAGCCAUCAAUCUGGCAGCCAUGGACUUUUCCGAUGAGCGAACUGACACACACCUUGGAAGUACGGGCACUUCCAUCAUCGCUGUCACCGCUGGUGCAGGGCUGUUCGAGACAAAGCAUGCAAUCUUGAAGAACACGACAGAACUUCUAAUUGGAAACAGCGUCGGUGUGGACAUUGUUGCGCUUUCUCCUAAGCCAACCCACCCAGUGCCCUUGUUCAAGUACAGUAAUCAGGGUGUAGACGAGUACGCUCUCCCGCAUUGGGUCGACAUCUCAUUCUGGAAGGGUCCAAAUGAUCUCUCAACGUCAUCAUGGGAGGCCGACGAUUUCUAUCGUCCUUCCAAUCGGAUUGCUUUGCCUUUGUUACAGCAAGUAAUGGGGCGCGACGCGCCAUCGGACGCCAUGGAAAACCACGACGAUCAAAUAUUCCAGAAAGAAGCUCCCGUAAUUGUUCUUCAGAAUCCUAUACGUCACAUGGCCUCCAAUCAAGUCGUCUCAAGCUCUCUCGACACUGUGAAAGAUGAAAAGUUUGCGCCUAUAAUACCAAGACAUUUGAAGACCCCCGGAAGGAUCAGACAGUCUAGCAUAUCUACCCGCAGUAGAUCUUCGAGCAACGUCUCCUCACCCUCACAGCUAAUCAAAGAUCCGCUCAUAAGAGCUAUGAGGGAGAAGGUGCCUCUGCGCCCCCUCUUAUCAACGAAUCGUAAGAUCAGCGUGGGCCCAAGAGGUUUGGCGGUCUCGAGAGGCGCUGCGAGUACCGUUCUGAGCACUGAUCAUGUGCAACAUGAGAAGGAAGCCAGUACAAUUUCUCAACCUGUCUCGAUUGAACCAUCAGGGAUUGCUAAACAGAUCAGAGCUACACUUGCUCGGAAACCGUCUAGCAUGAGCCUCGCUUCGCACAAACUGAGUGACCCAGAUCACAGCACUACCUCAAGACCUAUAGACAUCGUUGUAAAUCAAGAAACCAGUUCUACCGAGUCGUUGGACGCGGCUUCUGAGUUCCGCAAAGGCAUGGCGAAGACUACGCUUGAGGCUACGAUGGAAGAUGGCUCCUCCCCAGCGACAACGCUCAAAGCUGCAACACUGCUGGGUUCAGAUCGAGAUUCUGUCAGCGAAGCUCUUGACAUGCUUUCUCCCUGGGUGGUCUUGCUUAACCCUUGUAACCCACGAAGAGACAACAUGCGCGUCGCCAGUCAAUAUCGAAAGUGGCAACAUAUUUUCCCUCGAGAAAUUAGCUCUGGGGCCUUUAAAUGGUCUUCGAUGUGCUUGCCAGGUGCCUUGCCGCUUACGGCGGAGUAUUGCCCUUCUUCAGCUGAAUUGGACAGCCACUAUGAGAAGGCUUUCCGUCGACAUAUCGUCUCGGAUGAUGGCGCACGCAAUCUCCUCGAGCGACUCAUCGAUGCUCGGCUGAUUCAUGGGUUCCAAAUCGUCUCUAUCACGAAUAGCGGGAGCGAUCGCACAUUUCAGAGUCAAGACCGACCCAUCUUGCUAGUCUUGGGUAGAGUAUAUCAUGAACUGCAACGACUCUCUGACGUCGAGAUACAGGUCGUCGAAUACGAGCCUCGUACGCCGGUCGGUGGGCUCGGCUUUGAAGUCGAGCGUGAACAAGCAGUGUAUCGACCAGUCAUACGACUCCCGAGCGGGCUGGUGUGCAAGCCAACUAUCGUGCCGCGGUCAUCCCUUCCUUCCGACGAUUGGGCGCUGUUAGACGGACAUGUUCUUGGAUCUUCUCAACUUACGUUGACGAGCGCUACCUCAAAAAUCCGUUUGGUACUGAUACCUGCCGAUCUCCCUCGUCAUGAAUAUGGUGCUUCCAAUACAACGCGAGAGCUGUCUGAAGACGAACGGCGUAUUGAGGGGAUCCAGCGACUGACUCAAAUCUGGCAAAGGCAGCGUCACUUCUCCGAUGAGGAUCGUCAACAUCAAGUCUCGCUCGCGAGAAUGGACAACAAAGCCUUGGGCGAUAGAGAUCCGAAUCCACUGGCUAUUGAGUAUCACACGCGUGAUCCCAGUGCUGUGGUCAAUGCAUAUGGUCCUAUUUUGUCCAGUCAUAUUGAGGAAGGCGAAGUUCUAACCCCUCUUUUCGCCGAGUCGGAGAGACAUCACAGCAGCAAUUUUGAUGUGACCAAGUUAGUCAAGCAAAUGCAAGAAGAGCCACCGUACGGUGUAGAGAUGCGCGAUCGUCGAUGGCUCGCGGUGAACCACGUCAAAUGUUUCCGCGGCGAUGAGAUGACAACCUGGCUGCUCGGCGUUUUCAAAGAUCUCAAAGAUCGCGAGGAAGCCGUCGCGGUAGGCAACGAGCUCAUGAAGCGCGAAAUCUUUGCUCACGUGCGUCAAAAGCAUGACUUUCGUGAUGGACACUAUUUCUACCAGAUCACCAGCGCAUUUCGCACGACCGAUUAUCCGGACACGAGAAGCGUGUUCAGCAAAGCUGCAUGGCGAUCAAUCCCUUCUACACCAGGGAUAGAGUCGAUCACAUCUCCAUUCAUACGACCGGUCUCCGUAGAUCCAGGAGCUCAAGCAAAACUUACACCUCAGCUUGGGACGGGAGAUAGGAAGGAUCUCUUGCUCAGCCAGGUCUUGCAAUACAACGUUGAUCCUAAUCAUAAAUCCGAACAUGCACAAAUUAUCGACUUGCAUUACGACCGUAUUCACAACCCGGACAAUUGCUAUCAUAUCCAAUUGGAAUGGCUUGGUGCAUCAACCAAAUUCGUGCAAGUCGCAGUCACUCGUUGGGCAUCUCUGGUGGAAGGCUACGGGUUGAAGCUCGCACAAUUGCCCCUCGAAGAAGCCUCUAAGUGUCACCUUAAUCAUCCAUUUGAUCAACCUCAACAUAUCCGGCUCGCAGUCCGUCCGCCGGAGAGAGGUCUGGCGACACCUCUUCUCGAACCGCAAAGCAUCGGCUCGCGUACUAUCGAGAGUCACAAUGCCUACUACAAGGCGAUCCUCCGCCAGAAUGAUUUCGUCCUCGAUCUCGAAGCCGCCUCGGCCUUCUCCACCAAAUUGCCCUUGCGCUACUCCUGGGGUCCGCUCCGCUACGUCCACACCCAAUUCAUCCACCGAUCCAGUCUCGUCCUCGCACAGAUCUACGUCCCCCACGAGGACAGCGAAAACCAAUCCAUCGACGAAAGCGACAACAACGCCGUCAGCAUCCUUGUCCUCCCCAACCUUACAGCAACACGAAAAUCCGGCAUCGCAAACACUACCACCAACACUCCUGCCGGCAUCUCAAACACCCCAUCGGAAUCCGCCGAAGAAAUCAUCCGCCGGCUCCGCGAAUUCUGCGCCGAUGAAAAGGCACUGCGCGCGGUAUACCAGGAGGCUUCGGAGCGCAGGAGACGGCCGCUGCAGAGCAGCCCGUCAAUGAACACGGUAUUGGCGACGGAUUUGGAUAUCCCGCCUAUGUCGCUGCCGCCUCAUUUGACGCAUCGGACGGGGUUGCGAUAUAUCGGGUAGAGAGACAUUGUACAUAAUAGAAAACCAAUUUCUGAUAUGAAAGGCGUUGGUGGACAAUCAUUUUGAUGAGCAGCAAAUUUAUGUGCAUUUUAGAACAUAUAGUGUAAAUUUGCUAUCUAUUGUAGCAUAUUACUCGACAUUUAACUCCGGGUUUUGGCCGGAUUUGGAGCUUGCGGAGCUUUGAAAGCACAAUAUGACGC
Dissoconium aciculare CBS 342.82 is the source of this 4765-nucleotide messenger RNA. RefSeq lists its product as uncharacterized. Gene Ontology annotation, molecular function: GTPase activator activity. Gene Ontology annotation, cellular component: GATOR1 complex. Lineage: Eukaryota; Fungi; Ascomycota; Dothideomycetes; Mycosphaerellales; Dissoconiaceae. The record is from RefSeq and is a predicted model, not a curated record. The transcript has a single exon. Gene Ontology annotation, biological process: intracellular signal transduction; positive regulation of autophagy; negative regulation of TORC1 signaling. Bases 255 to 4565 code for a protein of 1436 amino acids.